UGUGCUCAGACGGUAAAUCUCGUUGUGCAACCAACAUUUGCUUCACUGGUUGAUGUUCUUGUAGAUCCAGCUAAAUCAGAACUGCAGAAGGUACGAUUGGUCUUUCGUUGGAUCACUGCUCAAAAUUGUCAAGAGAUGGACUUUCUUGAUGUUAUCGAUGAUACACCUUUAGGAGUGCUGAAAGGCAUUUAUCAAAAGAAGAUUACAUGGUCUACGUUAUUCAUGAGAAUGUGCAGGUAUGUGGGUUUGAAAUGUGUAGAGAUUCCAGGUAGAGCCAAGAAGGCUGGAUUUGUUCCUGGUCAAUCCAUUUCAUCUGAAAAUCCAGACUUUUACCAUACAUGGAAUGCAGUAUGUAUCGACAGCUAUUGGCAUUUUGUUGACUGUAACUGGGGUGUAUCCCAUAUCAGUAGUUCAAAAGCCUUUGAUCCAUUCCGGUACCAGUAUGAUGAACAUUACUUCCUUGCUGAUCCAGAGGUUAUCAUUCGGACACACUUUCCAAAUGAUCCAGCAUGGCAGUUACUUGUGAAUCCCUUUACGCAGCAGGAUUUUAUGGAAGAUUUGGUUUUGAAACCCGAUUUCUUCGCUUACGGGUUUGUGCCUAUGUCUCAUACAAAGUGUCUUAUCUUAGCUGAAAAUGGCGAUGUUAAUCUGAAAAUGGCCUUCCCUAAAGGCUUCAUCGUAACAUGCCAGAUUUUUGCACUUGAUCAUCAAAUUGCACAAACGCAAGAUGGCGUUCCUUUCAGUGCAUUUAUCUUCCAGCAGCAGGUAGCUGAUAAUGUUCUAAGUUUUUACAUGAGGUUUCCUGAUCCAGGAAGUUAUUAUUGGGUGUUUUACGCCAAGAAGCAUUUCCUUGAUGGUGAUUUCAACAUUGAGACCGCUACCGAGAUUUGCUGUUACAAAGUAGACAGCCAGCAUCCGUCUGCUGAUAGCUAUCCCCUCCCACAAUGUCCAUUGCAGUGGUGGGGGCCAAUUGGCGUAGAGAAUUUCGGCCUAACAGCACUCGCGCAAAAUGCUGUAAUUAUGUGCAAGAAAGAGGAUGCAGUUAUUCAGUUCAAAGUCUCUGAUGUCAACACCUUUGUCACUUCAGUCACCGCAUAUCAGGCUCAGGAAGGCCAAUUUCAACCCUUUGUAGUUCAAAGUGAAUCAGAUGGUGUAGUCACAUUUCGGUUCAGUCCUCCAUGUCCAUCUCGUUUUGGAUUUCACAUCUACACACCCAACACAUCCAGUUCGCAAGGCGGUGUUCUGCCCAUCUGUAGUUACCUAAUUGUUUGCACUGAAGCAAAAAUAAAUAUCCGUCCAUACCCACAUAUCCAGAAUCAGUGGGGCCCGACAGAAGCAUUUAAUAGCAUGGGAUUGGAGAUGCUGGGUGACCCAAACCCAGUAAUUCUUACAAAAGAUGGUGACAGCCGACUUCAGUUCAGGUUUAAUAGACAGCUGAAUUUGUCUUACACAUUUAUGUAUUAUGCGGGUCCCGCAGGCCAGGAUUUGACGCAAACUGUAUACUGUGAACCCGGUGAAAACCAGAUUACAUUUUUAUUGUUCAUGGAACAAUGUGCAAACUAUCCGUACACGGAGUUUACACGCCAUAACGGUAAAGCCUUACUCUACGCAUACGAAGUGAAGCUGACAAAUGUUGACGAAGCCCAGUGUUUAUCGUCAUGUUUGACGGAAAGGCGAUUCUUGUGUAGAUCUGUGGAUUAUUGGAUUACGGGAAGGAUAUGCUACAUUAAUUCACAAACAAAGUGGUCAAGCCAAAUUGAAUUAAAACACAGCAACCACUACGUUCACUUUGAAGUCAAUAAAGAAAUAUUUCCGUACAACCAGUUCAAGACAUACAAGGGAUACACAUCUACAAUUCCUCGUGACGUCACCUAUUAUAGUGUAUCGACUUUAGAGGAGUGUUUGUUUUUGUGUCUAAAGAAUCCAUUAUUGGAUUGUCAAUCAAUCGAUUACUAUUUAAUGGGCACUUGUUACCAUAAUGGUCCAGCCAAUACCAACAUUACCACAAACAUUAUUCCCAAUAAUCAAUAUAUACAUGCGCAGUUUGUUCCAGAUUUCCCUGUAAACCAGUUCAAUCGUACAGUGUCACGUGCUUUGAUUGCGUACAACGAUAUUAUACUACGCGGGGAAGGAUUGGACGAGUGUUUACGGUCUUGUUUGCGUGGACCCCCGUUUAUUUGUCAUUCGGUGGACCACAUCGUACCUGACAACUCUUGUUACAUGAGCGUAGAGACAUGGGUAACAACGGGAACCGAACUGGGAGUAUUCUAUAAAACAAACUAUUGGCAAAGUAUACAAGCGGAAUGUUUAGAAGGUGAUUUUGCAUGUGAGCAUGGUUGGACAUGCCUGAAAAGUUGGCUCGUUUGUGACGGUAAAAUCCACUGUCCCGAUGGCAGCGACGAACUUCGUUGCAGUAAUGACUGUGGUGUAGAUGAAUUCAGAGGCGAGGAUGGCGGAAUACAUGGAAUGUGUAUCAGUAAUGAUCUAGUAUGUGAUGGGUACAACCAUUGCCAUGCUGGUACUGACGAAUCUGAGAAAACAUGCAUUGUUUGUCGUGGUUUCAAAUGCGAUAGUGGGGAGUGUCUACAUGCGUCUCUCCAAUGUGAUGGUAUUAUCGACUGUGUCGAUAACAGUGAUGAACGCGGUUGUCAAAUAGAUAAGUGUGAAGACAAAUUCCGCUGUGUUAAUUUGAAAUGCGUAAAUCUGUAUCAUCGAUGUGAUUAUGUAAAUGACUGUGGUGAUUGGAGUGAUGAAUGGGGCUGUAAUUAUCGCAGAGAAUGUUACACGACCAGAAAUGGCAUUGACUACAGAGGAAACAUCAACCGGACUGUAAGUGGUAGGAUAUGUCAGAAAUGGUCUGAUCAAUUUCCGCACCGACAUCAGAUGAAGCCUGAAAACCACCGCCCUACUAAAGGAUUAGGUGAUCAUAAUUACUGCAGAAACCCAAAUGGCGACAAGAAACCAUGGUGCUAUACAACUGACCCGGAUGUCAGGCGUGAAAGUUGCAAUGCUGGUGUAUAUAGAAACAUAUGUACAAAAGAUUACUGUCCUAGUGACUCAUUUAUAUGUGACGAUGGUACAUGUAUCGACCCUUAUUAUCGAUGUAAUGCGCGCAAUGACUGUCCUGAUCGAUCUGAUGAAGUAAACUGCAUUUCACAAGAAUUUGGCUUAGGAUGCUAUCGUAAAAAGGGAACUCUGUAUCGUGGGUUUGCUGCUAAUGUCACGUCUGGUUUACCGUGUAUUCCUUGGGAGAAUUCCAUGUCUAAAUAUACACCUCAGAAGAAACCAAAUUCAGGUUUGGAAGGCGCUUACUGUCGCAAUCCUGACAAAGAGUAUAUUCGACCAUGGUGUUUCCAUGUUGACGAUUCACAAGAUAAGAUUGGAUGGUCAUACUGUGAUAUUCCCCAUUGCAGUGAUGUUCGUGGUGUUCGGAAGAAUGACAGUUUACCACUCAAUUGGUCUCACCCUUACUUCAAUUUAAUAAACGACACAGAGUUGUUCAAUACAUUUGAGACCAGGUUCUACACAUCGCCUGGUUUUGAACGUGUCAAGGGUGAAACAUCGCCGGAUUGGUACGGGUUUAUGACGUUCAGUUCCAAUCCUGAUUACAGUGAUUUGGAGCAAGUGUUCAAGAUAAAACCAGACGAGACUGUGAUUGACUUCCGUAUAUUCACUAAUGACAAGUAUGGUAACUGCUUUACCUUCAACCACGGUUCAAAUAAUACAGAGAUAUUGAAUUCAACACAGGCAGGAUCGUCUUACGGUUUGCGUCUAACCCUAUUUACUGAGCAGAAUGAAUAUAUAAGCAUAUUUGGACAGGAUUCCGGUGUACGAGUGUCCAUACAUGACCAUAGGGUGGAACCAUUCCCAGAGGAAGAUGGUUUGACCGUUAGACCAGGAGCCGUAACUUCUGUUUCCAUGAAGCAGGGUAAAAUACAGCGACUAGGACAUCCUUACGGCAACUGUAGUGAUGGACAUGACUGGUCAGAUAACGGAUAUAUGUACACUUUGAAGUCAUGUCAACACAGGUGUAUACAACAUGCCUUGUUAACUGAAUGUGGAUGCGUGGAUAGAUCAACGAAUGAUGAUCGACCUCGGUGUAUGGUGUUAAACCAAACUCAAGUGAGUCUUGGUACGAUAAAACAAUAUCCCAGUCAUUUUGGCCGUCAGAAAGCUAUCUCACGAAACUUAGUUGGAUUAUCGAUUUAUUAUGACGAGCUAAAUUAUGAGAAAUUCACUGAAAACCCCAAUUACAUGAUUGAAAAGUUAUUUGGUGACAUAGGAGGUUCCCUUGGCUUAUAUAUCGGUCUAUCACUUCUUACUGUCGUCGAAUUUCUUGAACUGUUGUACCACGUGUUGCGUUAUCUGUUGACAAUUACGUUGAGAGCUAUUUACCGUCGAUGA
This is a messenger RNA of Saccoglossus kowalevskii, 4404 nucleotides long. RefSeq lists its product as uncharacterized. The record is from RefSeq and is a predicted model, not a curated record. Gene Ontology annotation, biological process: sodium ion transport. Gene Ontology annotation, molecular function: sodium channel activity; protein binding. Lineage: Eukaryota; Metazoa; Hemichordata; Enteropneusta; Harrimaniidae. Gene Ontology annotation, cellular component: plasma membrane.